Messenger RNA from Cavenderia fasciculata, 2499 nucleotides. RefSeq lists its product as uncharacterized. The record is from RefSeq and is a predicted model, not a curated record. The transcript is spliced from 4 exons. Lineage: Eukaryota; Evosea; Eumycetozoa; Acytosteliales; Cavenderiaceae. Bases 1 to 2499 code for a protein of 832 amino acids.
AUGAAGAAAAUCAUAUCAUUCUUUGGUGGAUCAAACACUAGCACCACAUCAACAUCAUCAUCUAAAUCAUCAUCAACAGUAUCAUAUAAAGAUUUUGUAAAUGAUACAUCAUCAUUGUCACUUGACGAUUCGAGAAGUGAUUAUCAAAAUGCUCAUUACUACAACUACUAUAGAUACAUUGAAAAGGAGUCACGUGGUACUGACCAUAGAGCAAAGAGUGGUUUACAGUGUAGAAGAGUACUACCAAACCAACUAAAUGCACCAGCACUUGCUCCAUCUACUUUACAUUCAGGAUCGAGUAAAUUCACUCUCAAAAGUGUUGAAAUCAAUUCAGUCAUUACUGAUACUUGUUCAGUAUCAACUUUAAAGAAACAUUUUGUAAAUGAAUAUGAAUCACCAGUUGAAGCAUUCUAUCAAUUACCAUUACCACCACAAGCAUCUGUCAAUGGAUUUACUGUAGAGUUUGAUGGAAAGGUGUUGAGUGGAGUGAUCAAAGAAAAGGAGGAGGCAUUCCAAGCAUACACUGAUACUAUUGCUUCAGGAGGUCAAGCUUUCCUAGGUGAGAAAUCAGCUGACGGUUACUUUACCAUGUCAAUUGGAAACUUGCCACCAAAAAAGGAUGUAUCUAUUACAUUGGACAUUAUAUCAGAGAUUGGUACACACUUGGACUCUCUCCACUUUUGUUUGCAUCGUUUCCUAUUUCCAAACUAUUCCUUUGAUUUCAAGGCCAAUCUCAAGGUUAAUCUAUCUACACCUAUCCAAGACAUUGCCGCCUUGGAAGAUGUCUACCAAAAGGCCAGUCAAAUCACCUAUUCCGAAGACAAAAAGAGUGUAACCUUUUCCACUCAUUCUACCCAAGGUGUUCCAAACAACUAUGUCGUCGUCAUCGUCCCACACUCGACACCAGAACCAAAGGCAUUGGUUGAAUACAUUGAAAAGGAGAAAUCAUAUGCCGUAGCACUCAGUUUCUAUCCAUCUUGUAUUUUAGAUAAAACUCCAGAAGAUGAAUUAAAUCAAAAAAUGGAAUGUAUUAUAAUUGUUGAUAGAUCAGGAUCAAUGAGUGGUGAUAGAAUUGAAUCUGCAAAGAGAGCAUUGGAAAUUAUGAUGAGAUCAUUGAAUGAAAAUACAAUGUUUAAUAUUGUAUCGUUUGGUUCGGGAUUUAAAAAGUUGUUUCCAUCAUCGACUCGUUACAAUGACGCUAGUUUGGAAAAGGCUAGUUCUUUGAUUGCCAGUAUGGAUGCUGAUAUGGGUGGAACCGAGUUGUUUGAACCAAUCAAGGAUGUGUUGGCUAUGCCUGCAUUGCCCGAGUACCCAAGACAGGUGUUUAUCCUGACCGACGGUGCCGUCUCGCAAAGAGAGGUGCUCAUCAAGUAUGUUGCAUCCGAGUGUAACACUACUCGUAUCUUUACACUUGGUAUUGGUAAUGGUGUCGAUAAGGAACUGGUUAUCGGUCUCAGCAAGGCAUGCAAGGGUCACUAUGAAAUGGUCAGUGACACGUCCAGCGGAUUUGAAGAGCGUGUCUUGUCGCUGCUGUCGAUUGCCACUCAGCCAAUGUUGAGUAACGUGCAUAUUAACUGGGAAGGUGCCGGUCUCCAAGUCGUCCAAGCACCACUCAGUAUCAGACCCAUCUACAACCGCGAACGUAUGAUGAUCUAUGCAUUGAUUGAAUACACCGACAAGAACGAGUCGACUACCAAGAAGGGUGCUGUCACGGUCACACUCACCGGCAGCGGACCCACUGGCAACAACCUCGAGUUCCCCAUCACCAUUGAUUUUGCCAACGCCGUCCACUCGGAUGCCAAAGAACUCGUUCACUCGUUGGCUGCCUACCAGUCGAUUCAAGACCUCGAACAAUUGGAAAAGAAAAAGUCCGAGAACCACAAAGACCGUAUCGUCAAGCUCGGCAAACGUUUCCGUCUAGUCUCCAAGCACACCUCGUUUGUUGUCACUGCCGAAUCUGAAGAGCCAACCCUCGACUCUUUAACACAAGUAAAUGCCCUGUCAAAGCUUGAAUCUGCCGCCAGCGUCACAAGCAGCGGUGACCAGGCUCAAGAACUCUCUUGCAAAUUGUCUGCACCAAGUCCACGAUCACGUAGGUUAUCUAGUGGCUUUGCACAAAGCCAAUCCAUGCCCAUGAAGGAAUGCUCAAAACAAUCACAAUCCUUCAAAAGAUGUGAAGAAGAAAGAAGUGUACCAACAAUGCAAUCCAACGAAUUAUUAGACAUUCUCCGUCAACAAAAAGCUAAUGGUAGUUGGGCAUCAAAGACCACAUUGAAAUUCACUCUUCCAAAGAAUCCAAUCGGUGGUAGUGACACUGACGACAUUUGGACAACCAUUGCCAUCAUUGCCCAUCUCCAAAAGGUACAUGCCGAUAAAAAGGCUCAAUGGAACAUGGUUGUCAUCAAAGCUCUGAAAUGGCUCAAACAACAACCAGCUUUUGUAGCCGACCCAUCCCAACUUGCCACAUUCUCUCAAAAAGCAUCUGAACUUCUAAAAUAA